Messenger RNA from Aspergillus nidulans FGSC A4, 1989 nucleotides. RefSeq lists its product as uncharacterized. Lineage: Eukaryota; Fungi; Ascomycota; Eurotiomycetes; Eurotiales; Aspergillaceae. Bases 1 to 1989 code for a protein of 662 amino acids. The transcript has 2 exons. The record is from RefSeq and is a predicted model, not a curated record.
AUGACACAAGCACAGGAAAAGGGAAGGUGCGAUGGCUACAGCCCGUGCCGAGCUCAAUUCACGAUGCUGCGGAUUGAUGUCGUUACGAGUACUGGAAAGCCUGCCGAUAAAGCAAUCGUUAUUUCUACGCUCGUCUUUACUUUUAGAUUGGAUAGCAGGAUGGGCCGUCUCAGCAUAUUUUCCUGGUCAUCGGUGAAAGGAAGCAACUCGGGUUCCGACAUCAGUCGAUCCUGGACUUUGAUGAGUCGACCUCAAUCGACGACAACCCAGCCUGGACAACAAAAAAUAGACUCGGCAGGAGAUACUGAUCCUGACGGGCUGAAGGAAUCCAAAACAGGGUGUACGCACAGCGACGAGGGUGCUACAAGCCGUUACUCGUCGCAGAAAGAGAACCGUGCAAACCCAUAUGGUCUAACGCCUCAGACAGAUCCAGAUGUCACUAACCGCGAUGUCUUAGAGCCAAUCACGCUUGGGCCAAAUACAGGCUCCUUUUCCCGACGCCUCGCAGGCUUCAAGACUCUUUUUCGCCAUAGACAUCGGCGGCGAAGGCUUGAUUUCUUCAUCACCAAAGACGAAGCCGUAGAGGUAGCUCGUAACUACCCUUGUCGUUCAAGCCGGGCUUCCGAGGAAGUCGGCGACGAUGGAUGCGAAGACGAUGAAGUUGCAGCUGCCGCGCAGCCCAGCAGUUCGCCCAAAGGUCCUAUACCCAACGACGAUACUCGAAAAGUCAGCGAUACGACUGAGAAGUCCGUGAACUCGAAUGCCACCAAUGUUACUGUUUGCCAUCAUCCAUCUAAGCGCUUAUCAAUGCCUAUUAUCGUUGUUGACCGAGAUUUCGCACAUUCAAAUCCAUUCGAUGACAUUUGGGAAGCCUCGCGCUCUGAAACGCACCUCAGUAACCCAUUUAAAGAGCAAGCAAGGACCACCGAGUCUACAGAGCGGUCUAGUUCCGGAUACAGCGGCUCAGAGAACCCUUUUUCUUCAUUACAGGGACAUGUACUAGAAUUGAGUAACUCAUCUCGAUCAAGCUGGGGUUGCCCUUCAGGGCUCAACGGCUGGCCAACGCCUUCCGAUAGGCGUUCUGCUACUCAAGCAUUCAACAGGCUAGCGUCCGAGCUAUUUUUGGACCCCCUGGGUGACAAUUCUUGCCGAACAGAUAAGGCUGCCACCCCGGUACAGAAUCUCUUCGCCGACCCUGGUAACCUUGAAACGGCCACUCAAGCGUAUCAUUAUUUUGCACAGCAAGUGCUAUCCGCAGAGAAGGAAAGGACCAAGAUCCACAUGACGAUGAGGAGCAGUAAAAUGCCAGAUUUCUUGGACGACGUCCCCACGUCAGAAGAAACGCAGAACUCGCAUGUCCUCAGUGUCGCCUUUACGUUUAGGGCAUUGUUGGCGGGACUGCCUGGUGGUGUACUUGGCUCCGUGCAAUUAUGGCGGGUACUCGUGAACAUCUACCAUGGACGCAUCUCCCCGCAAUCAGUUCAGCGGACUGGUAGCUGUCUCGCAGGACUCUCAGCAGAGGACUAUGCCAAGGUCCGAGCUAUCAGUUUAGCCAUUGUGGCGCUUACGAGCUCCAUGCAACUCAACCUCAUCUGCGGGGUCUUUGGGCUCUGCUCAUUGCUUCUCCAUGAAACAGAACGAAUGUUGGAAAUAGAGCGAUGUCAACGACGGACGAAUCGCCGCAUUGCCAGUGGUGCAGACAAGCUCAGUUUGGAGCGAUUUGCACUGACACUGGGGCCACUCCUCAUUGAUCCGCGAGGACAAGGAGGCGACGCAGGCGCAUUCCACAUGGGUCCCGACGAGAUUGAAAGCCAGCGGGUGGUCACGCUCUUGAUUGGGAACUGGCGCAGCAUCAGUCGACAGUUGCGAAUCUGGGAGCGGCGUGGGCUUGAAGAGCUGGAAGGGCGAGCGCAGGCAAGGACACGGGCACGCGCAACGAGCGGCGAAAGCGAGAAAGCAGUAGAGAGAUGCCAGAAAGAGUGUAUAUAA